AUGAAUCUGAUGUAACUUACUUUAACAAUCUUUUUGACUUUACUUUACUAACUUGAAGGUCAUUAGAUCUUGAAGAAUUUUUAGAUUAUUAGAAAAUUAUAGGAUACAGAAUAAUGUUUGACAAAUCAGUUUUUGGAUAAUGGCAUAUGCCAAGGUUAAUAUUCUUAAUAUAACAUAGACUGUCACUAUUCAUGUUGGAAAUGUUCAUCUAGCAGUUCAUCUAAUUGUUUAGAAUGUUUGAGCGAUGGUAAUCGAUUUUUAGAGAAUUCUGUUUGUAAAUGUUAAGGGAAUUAUUAUGAUGAGAAUAAUGAAUUAUUUUGCUAGCGUAAAUAUAAAUAGAAGUUAGGUUGUCGUUUUCCUUGUUUAAAUUGUUAAGGAAAUUAGAAUAACGAUUGUCUAAGCUGCUAAAAUUAAAUGAUUUUAUUUGAAAAUGAAUGCAAAUGUGGAGAGCAUUAAUAUUUUAAUUAUGUUAAUUUCUUAUGUGAAGGUUUAAAAAUAAAAUAUAUUUGAAAUAGAUUGUCAUCCUACUUGCUCAAAAUGUAAUGGAUCUUUGAAUUCAAACUGUCUAAUGUGUAAAUAAGAUUAGAAUACUAUUUUACAAUCUAAUAUAUGUAUAUGUAAAGAGGGAUAUUACAAGUCAAAUGUUGACAAUAAUUGUUAUAGUAAUAUAAUAAAUAAAAUUUAUAGAAUGUCAUUAAAAUUGUAAAACAUGUUCAGGACCAGCAAAUAAUGAAUGUUUAAGUUGCUACAAUAAUAAAAGUGGAAGUUCCUGUAGUUGUUAAAUUGGAUAUUAUGUAUCUUAAUUGAUUCCAAAUUCUUAAGUUUGCUUUAGUAAGAAAGAUGAAAUUAUUUAUAGAAUGUCAUCCAACUUGUUAAAGUUGUUAAGGUUCAGGAGAAGAGUAUAAUUGUUUAACAUGUCAUGCAAAUGCAACAUUGUAAGCAAGUUCUUAAAUGUGUCUAUGCAAUUCAGGGUAUGUUUGGAAUGGUGAUUCAUGUAUUUAAUGUGAUACUGUAUGUGGGGGAUUGUGUAAAUACAAUGCUAGUAAUUGCUGCACAGCACCAUGUGUUUGUAUGAAAUCCAAUAAUAUUUUAGAAUGUUUAAAUCCUAAUUGUUCAGGCUGUGAUGCCUCAUAGACAUGUACAAUAUGUCAAGUAGGAAAGACAGGUGGAAAUUGUGACUAAUCGUGUGAUGCUAUUUGUAAAACAUGUGAUAUAUCUGAUUCAACUUUAUGUACAUCUUGUAAUGGACCUAUGAUUUUAAGUAGUGGAACAUGUAAUUGUCCUUCAGGUUAAGUUUUAUCAGGUACUUCAUGUGUAAAUGCAAGUAAUAUUUAAUUAUUUAAUUAGUUUGUGCUGCUACAUGUACAAGUACUGGAUGCAUAGAUGGAUAUUAUGGAACAAAUUGUGCAUCCACUUGUGAUUAAAGUUGUAGGAAAUGUUGGGGUGGGAAUAACACUUAAUGUAAUUUAUGUAAAAGUAAUGCUUAUGUUGGUUCAAGUAAUAUAUGUGUGUGUAAUUUUGGAUAUUAUAUGGAUGCAACAUAUAAUUGUUAUAAAUGUAAUUACACCUGUCGAUAUUGUUCUGGUAGUAGUACAUUUUGCACAGAUUGUUAAUUUAUGCAUAGAACAUUAGAUGCAUCUAAUUAAUGUGUUUGUAAUGCUGGAUAUUAUGAUUUUGGAAUUCCUAUUUGUUAACCAACUUAAUCAAUUUGUGGAUUUUUUUGUGGAAAUUGUAGUUUGAUAUCAGGUGUAUAUUAAUGUUUAGCUUGUGCAUUAUCAGGCACUAAUAGAAUAGAUGAUUUACCUAAUUUUUGUCCUUGUUAAAUUGGAUAUUUUGAUAAUGGAUCUUAAAUUUGUGAAUGUAAUUUAUAUAAAUUAAUUGUUAGAAUGCAAUUAUAAAUGUUCUUCAUGUAGUAAUGCUACUUCAUGUAUAGAUUGUCGUAGUAAUAGAAGUUUACCAAAUUGUGAUUGUGAUAGUGGAUUUGAAGAAUAAGCUUAAGAGUGUGAAGUCAUAUCCACCACACCUAGUAAUGUAAUUGUAAUAAAUUAUAAUGCUAUAAUUAUGAAAUAAUAUUGGAGUGAAAAUUGCAAUUUAAGUAAUUUUGCUGAUAAAAUCAAUUGUUAAUGUUUAGAUGGUUAUUAUAUGUAAAAUUCUAAAUGUUUACGUAAAAAUUUUUAUUAUACUAAUUAUAGCAUGUCAUAGAAAAUGCAAAACUUGUUCUAUCAUUUCAACUAAUUGUAUUGAAUGUAAUCUUAAUUACAUUAAUCCUCCAUUAUGCAAUUGUGUUAAGGGAUAUUAACUUAAUGAUAAUGUGUGCAUAUCUUGUAACUAAAAUUGUGUACUUUGUUCUAAUAAUCUAUGUAAUACUUGUAUAUCACCUUUAAUUCUUGAUAAUGAUAAUAUUUGUUAAUGUACAAAUGGAUAUUAUUUUGAUUAAUCUUCUAAUUAAUGUAAUAAUUGUCAAAUAUAAUGCAAUCAAUGUAAAUAUCAAUCAGAUUAUUGCACUAAAUGUAAUUUUAAUAGAAUUCUUCCUUUUAAAUGUAUUUGUCCAGAAGGUACUUAUGAAUUAUCUUAAUCAUUACCAUGUUAAAAUUGUUCAAAAUACUGUUUUACAUGUUUAACAAAUGCUUCUAAUUGUAUUACUUGUAGUACUCUUAGAAUUAAUCCACCUAUUUGUAAUUGUUUAGAUGGUUAUUAUGAAGAUAUCAAUUUAAAUUGUUUAAAAUGUCAUAACAAAUGUAAGACUUGUUAAUUAAAUGCAUAAAAUUGUGUUGAAUGCUCAUAAAAUAGAAUAUCUAAUGAAUGUUAUUGUAAAGAUGGUUAUUAUGAAAAUAAUAAUGAAGUAUGUAUUUUAUGUCAUAUCAAAUGUAAAACAUGUAAUGGAUCUAAUGAAUAUAAUUGUUUAACUUGUGAUUCAACUAAAAAUUUAAUUUAAUCUAAUUCUACAUGUAUUUGUAUAAAAGGAUAUUAUUAUGAAAAUAAUUAAUGCAAUCCUUGUAUUUAUGAUGUUCUUGAAUGUUAAACUAAUUAUUGUGGUGAUGGUAUCAAAUAAUAAUAUGAAUAAUGUGAUGAUUUGAAUAAUAUAAAUAGAGAUGGUUGUAAUUCAUAAUGUUAAAUUGAAGAAAGUUAUUAAUGUACAUUAAUUUAAAAUCUUAAAUUAAGUCCACUUAUUUAUUAUUCAUCAUGUAUUCAAUGCACAGAUGUUAAUUGUAAAUCUUGCUAGGAUAUUAAAAUAUGUUCUUAAUGUAAAUCAGGAUACUUUUUAGAUGAUAAUCAAUGCAAUCCUUGCGAGUAAUUAUAUCAACAUAUAUAUAUUUAAUAGUAUCCAUUGUAAAGAAUGUUCAGGGCCAUCUAAAAAAUAAUGUACAUCUUGUAUAUUCGAAAUAUUUUCAUCAGACAAUUGCUAAUUAUGUGAGGAUACUCAAGGUUUAUAUCUUGAAUAAGGUAAAUGUAUAUCAAAAUGUGGAGAUGGUAUGUUAAGAUUAACAGAACAAUGUGAUGAUGGUAAUAAUAUUGAUGGAGAUGGUUGUUCAUCUACUUGCAAACUUGAAUAACUAUGGAUUUGUAAUUCUAAUAAUAAUACUUAAAGUAAAUGUUAAAUUGCUGAUCUCCCUUAAGCUAGUAUUAGUUUUGAAAAACCUGCUAAUAUCUAUCAAUCUAAUAGAUAUGGAAUAAUUAAAUUUAAUAAACUUAUGAAAAUUGAUUUGAUUUAAGCAUAAUAACAUUGGAUACAAGUAAUUAAAAAUAUGAAUUAAGUUAAAUAUUAUAUUGAAAUAGGAUAUGAUAAUAAUUAUGACUCAUAUUAUUCUCAAAUUAAUUUAGAUAUUAAAUUGUAUGAUACAUUUUAAGGUAUGAUUUAUUAAAUCAAUUUUACUGAUUAUUUACCAUUUGAUUAAGAAGGACAAUAAUUAUCAAAUCAAUUUUUAGAAUAUUAAUUAGGAGAUUAUUAUAAAGUUUCUGAAUUAUAAAUAACUACAGCAGCAACAUCAAAGAAAAUUAGUUUAUUUUUUUUGGCUGCAUUAGGAGGAGCAGCUAUUCUUGGAUUACUAUUGUAAAGUCUUGAAUUCUAUUGGAAUACAUUAGAUAUGCUCUAAUUAUUCUCUUAUUUAUCAUAUAUUAAUGUUAAAUUUCCAUAUUUACAUCUUGAAUUUUUAUCCCUUUUUAAAUUUGCUUAAAUGGAUUUUUUAAAUGAUUUAAUACCAUUUUCUUUAAUAAAAUUUGCAGAAAAUGACACUUAGCACAAUUAUCCAUUAUUAAUAGAAAGAGAUGUUUAAGAGAAUCUAUUAAUAAAUCUGAGUUCAAUUUUUGUUACUUAUGCUAUACCAAUUAUUAUUUAUAUUGGAUGUAGAAUUAUUAUAAAAAUAAAUCACAAAUAUUUAUUUGAUAAAAUAUUGAUAACUGAUUCCAAAAAUUUAGGUCCUUGUUAAAUAAAAUAUUAUACUUAUUAAAUUGCAUAUUAUAUUAAUAAUACUGCAAGAAUUUAUGAACAUAGUUUUUUAUUUUAAAUCCUUUUAAGAAUUCAUUUAUCUAGUUUAUUAGAUUUAAAUUUUGCUAUAUUUACAACAAUAUAUUGUUGGACUCAACAUUAUAAGGCUAAUCUUAAUGAUACUCUUUAAUAUUUAUUUGCUAAUUUGAUAAUCUUAAUUUAAAUUACAAUUAUCAUUUUAUUAAGUAAUUCCAUUCUACUUAAAAAAUAUCAAUUUGAAUCCUUAUAAUAUAAAUUAAAAUAUGGUUCUUUAUUUGAAGGAUUUUAAAUUGUUGGUAUUCAUAAUAGAUAAGCUGCUCUACUCUAACCAUUUAAGAAGAUUCUUUUUAUGGCUUCAUUAUUAGUAUUUUUCAAUAAUGCUCUCUAUUAAAUUGGUCUUUUAAUAUCACUGUAUAUGGUAUCUGCCAUUAUUUCUAUUGUUCUUUAACCUAGUAUAAAUACUUUAGAAACAACAAAAGUUAUAACACAAGAUUUUGGAAUUUUGAUAUCUCUUAAUUUUAUACUAAUUUAUUAUGUUUAAGAUAAUUUCAAAUAUUUCUCUUAAGAUACUAUUGAAUUGAUCUCGUAUUUUCACAUUGGAAUUUACAUUCUAAUGUUAAGUGUAUAAAUCAUAAUAGAUUGUUAUAUGUAAAUAAAGUUAAUUUUUGAGAAAUAUCCAAAAUUAAAAUAGUGCUCAACAAAAAAGGAAGUAACAUCUAUAACUUCAGAUAAUACAAAUUAUUAUUUAAAAUAAUAAUUUAUUGUAAUUUAACCUAUUUAAAGACCAAUUAAAUUUAAUGUUUGA
This is a messenger RNA of Paramecium primaurelia, 5270 nucleotides long. Lineage: Eukaryota; Ciliophora; Oligohymenophorea; Peniculida; Parameciidae. The record is from the annotation of a GenBank genome assembly.